AUGCCGGCCAUAUUCGAGGAUCCAUGGCCUGAAGAUAAGGUCAAGAUAUCGCUACAAACCGCCGCAGUUAAUCAUAUCCAAAUUAUUGAGAUCUUUCUCAAGCUCAUACCGUACUUCAAACAUGAUGAUGCGGGUGGUAUUCAUGAUGAAGCUCUGGCGUACUCAGAGUGGCGCUACGUGAAUUACAUCCGCUAUUUACGCAUUUUCGGAGUGGCACCAAAUGACUAUCCACCUCCAUGGGAUGUUGCCAUCAUUUGGUACUGCCAUCUUCUGUCACCCGGCAAAUUCCACCGAUAUCUUUGGGACGGCCAAUAUCGCAGUUAUGGCUUGAACCAUCACCACUUCCCACUCACCCGCUUGUUACAGCUGUACAACUCUGGCAUAUGGUCCGAUAAAAAGGCCCAGAAGAAAUGGGAACUCUACAAUAAGAGGAACUAUAGUCCAAGACUACCAUUCCAACUUUGGCGGUACCCUCCAUGGCAACCCGAGCGAAAGUCUAAACUGCCUUUGCCUUUUUCAAACAAGCAGCCAUGUAUGCAGAUGAAGGCGGACCCGGCGAUCAUAAUGCACGACUUCGACGGCAAAGUCGCCUGGUGCACCAUUAUGGGAAAGAAAGAGUGGACAUUGUCUGAGUGGACAGAUGUCAGGAUAGGAAGAAGACGAGAUCUUUGCGUGAAGAAUACCUUACACAGCAAGGACGGGGAAAUUUGCCAGCUAGCUCCUUGGCCGACUCUUGAUGACCUGCGCGAUACCUUGAACAGCCAGAUUGCGUUUUGGAGCACAAUCAUCCAGGCACGAGACAGCCAGGCCUCUUUCGCGACGACUCUCGGCAGCUCAAUUGGCGAUUACGAACGAUUCAUCAAGUUGCUCGGACGGCCUGCCGAAGGAACCUUUACUUCACGCCCACUGGAAUACGACAUGGACACAAUCUUUCGCUUCAAGUCUGGAACCCACUUGCUGGGGAGCCGCUGCAUUAUACCUCCAACCCUGGUGAUCGAUCUUCUUUGGCACACGCAUCGGCUUUACCCAGGCAGCUAUUGGGUGUGGAGCUUCAGCGUCGCAAGGAGACUCAUCGACUAUGAGCACACCACGUCAGCAGCGGCAGCAGCCAUCUUUCUCAACGACACAAGGAUCGAGUGGGCGAAGAAGUAUGGCGGACCUUGUCCCACGGAUCUCGUCAUGGAUGAGCUGGGAGGAGAUGGGUAUGUCCCUGAUGCGGCGGCUGUUCCACCUGGCCACCCUGCCAAGGUGAAAGCGAAAUGGGUUCUGGGUGGUAUCAAUCCCAUUCGGAAGAGAAAGAGGCGGACAAAGGGCGAGUAUCACGUUUUUGACGGAGUAUAUGUAUCUUUCGACAGCGGUGAUUUUGGUGGCGGAGGAGAUGGAGGAGGUGGCGACGGAGGAUGUGGUGGCGACGGAGGUGGAGGAGGAGAUGGCGGAGGAGGAUAG
Colletotrichum orchidophilum is the source of this 1446-nucleotide messenger RNA. RefSeq lists its product as uncharacterized. NCBI's taxonomy places the organism in Eukaryota, Fungi, Ascomycota, Sordariomycetes, Glomerellales, Glomerellaceae. The transcript has 3 exons. The coding region runs from base 1 to 1446 and encodes 481 amino acids. The record is from RefSeq and is a predicted model, not a curated record.